[Torrubiella] hemipterigena is the source of this 8177-nucleotide messenger RNA. Lineage: Eukaryota; Fungi; Ascomycota; Sordariomycetes; Hypocreales; Clavicipitaceae. The record is from the annotation of a GenBank genome assembly.
AUUCAUCCAUUCGACAGGCUACUUGGAUCGCCUCCCCUUUUUAUCUCUCUAUCCUCUCUCGUCCCGACGAAAAGAGUUCAAGCCGCUUGUCCAUUUCGAAGGAGUUGUGAUAAUUUUCGAGGUCUUCAGUUGUAGGCGAAUAAUUCAUCGCCUGCUGCUGAACAUCUCCCACGGAGUGUAAUUACGACGUCAUCUCCGAACCCUUCGACAAGUGCUUGGGCACCACUAGACGACAACACCGUCUCUAGCCAUCUUGGACAUCUCCCGCGCCCAAGCUCCCCGGCCUUGUCGACGGCAUCUACAGCAGACGGCGAUCUCGACGACUACCUCUCGUCGCCCGUCUUGCCUUCUAUCCCGGCACCCAAGUUGUCGGAUAAGGCUGCCUCCUUGCUCAAGUCGCCUCCCCCGACAGCAACAACAGCAGCAGCCAACGCUGCUGCGUCUGGAGACUCGAGCCCAUUUGGCACCGCCAGCUGGGGAUCUCCCUACCCCAAAGAGGACGACAACCUUCGCGAUCGCAACACCGGCGACUACGACGAAGACGGUGACGACGACCUCUCCGACGACGAUACCCCCAUCCACCAGCUAGGACUCGACACCCGAUUCCUGCGGCCCGCCCCCGGUGACGAGCCCUUUAUCGACGAGUCGUCCUCCAAGCCUACCCUCAGCGCUGCUGCCGCCGUCCUCGCCAACCGAGUUCGACGCAACAACGCAGGCCUCAAAGAGGAGUGGAUUCGCGCACACACCGCCGGCGACACAAACGCCGAACCUCGCCUCUGGUUUAGUGACGGAAGCGAUAGUGAGCACUCUUCAGUGAGCGGCUCCGAUUUAGCCUGGAUCGACGACACCGGUCUCCAAACGCCUAGGAAUAGCAGCACCCAUCGCUCUAGAUCCGCCUCGAAACAGCCCUCGCGCCAUCCUCGCGGUCGAUCUAGCGUCGAAACGCUCAAGCCAGGCAACUUUCAACGAAGCAAGCUGGGCAAUCAACCAAGCAUGUCUGCCGACGCCGAAUCCCCGGCGCGCGCAGCCCCUAUAACCACAGCACCAGCAGCAGCAGCAACUGCUACUACUACAUCAACAGCCGAAACCAACGGUGCUUACACGGCUAACCCCGAAAUGACAGCUCCCAAGGAAGCAGCCGUCGCCACAUCUACUACUACUGCUGCUGCUGGUGAUGUCGUUGAUGCCAAGGCGGCGGUUCCUCGUCCCAGCACACCCACCGAAAACAACGCGCGCAAAUCCCCCGCCGACGUUGCUCUUCCCGUUACACCCAAGAUUCACAAGCCCCUGCCGAGGGACCCUCCUAUUACGCCCAGAGUUACAAAAAAGGUCCCCUGGAAGGGAAAGAAGAUCAACAUCUUGAUCCCUCGCGAUGAGGACCGUGGCAAGCCCGGUAAGACGCCUAGACCUCUGCGAUCAGACGAGGUCGACAGAAUGUUUAAAGACUGGAAGGAGUUUGGAUACUCAGUCGACGGCUUUGAUUUGCUCGUAGAUGGCUUCCACCCUCCCGGCACAGAUGACUCGCAGAGCAGAGCUGACUGGCCAUCCCCCGAGGAUAUGGCCCGCGAACGCGGCGCUCGCAAGUUUAAGGUCCUACUGCCCGAUUUGAAUGCUUGGGCCAAUGAGAUGUUGGAGCUCCAAGAAGCCAAACUUAGAGCGCUUGGCGUGUCUGGUGCAGAUGAGGAGCCAACCCCAUCAAUGUCUCCCAUCACAUCUGAUGCCUCUAGAAUCGCGUCUGGUCAAUACCCGGCUUUGCCCUUCUCGCCGCCUCUACCAACCUCAUCAGCUUCCAGCAACCACGCUCUGGCUGGCUUUCCUUUCCACCCACAGUUCCUUGCCGGUAGCAUCUCGGCGUCCCAAAGCCCUGGUAUCCCAACCGGUGCCUCGCCUAUUCCAUUUGGCAUGCCUGGAAAGUUCAACCCUCGCCAAUCUAUUUCUCUCCCUGCUAGUGCUUCGCCUUUCCAAGUUUGGCCUAACCAGGCUGCCAUGAUGCAGGGAAUGAACAGAAUCGACUCACCCGGUCUUGUCAGCUUGAACGGCAUGAUUUCGCCUGCGCCAUACGGCAUCGAAGGCUUUCAACAGUCCGCUAGCCCUGGUCUUAAUGCUCACGCGAGACGCCAGAGCUUGCAGUACGUUAACCCUCAGCAGCUUAACGCUCCCUCACCGCAUCUCGAAAAGGUCCAGGAAGCCGAGGAUGAGGGCCAGGCCGACAGCAGCAAGAGCGCGUCCAAGACACCCGAACCGCUCAACAAGUCGCGCAAGCAGUCGCAGCUCAACCCCCAGAGCGCCGAGUACCAUCUCGAGGAGCAGUUCCGCAACCAACUCGAUCACGAAGACUACAACCCUCACAACGCCCAGUCCCACUCCCGCCACGAAACCCUGGCGUCUCUUCACGAGCGCCAGGCCUCUGGAAAUCUGCAGGUCUCCGAGCACUUUGCUAAUGACCAGGCUCAACCUGUUGUGUUGCACCACCCUCGCCCACAUAGCCGUGGCCAGUCGCUGACCCAGAACUUCUUUGACGGCAACGCUCCCAGCGCAUUCGAGCCUCUUAACCAGAUCCCCGAGUCCAAGGCCGAUGUCGACGCCAACGAGCAGUACGAGAUUGAGACGAAUCCCAGCAACCUUGGAACGCCGGUACAAGACUUCAACUUUGCGGCUGUUCUUGCGCCGCCCCAGCGAGCGACUUCCACUGGUAGCAACCCGUGGCAAGACAGCUCCAUGGGCAACGGCACCCGCAAGACCAGCGGCGGCAAGCCCACCUUUUCCAAGCUCAAUGUCAAGGCUCCGGAAUUCAAGUUCAACCCCACGAGCAACUUUACUCCUGGCGCCUUUAGCUUCUCUGGUGCUAGUGCCAGCUUUGAGCCAGCCGUCUUCACCGGUGCCAACACGUAUGUUGAGCCUGAACCCGAACCCGAGUCGGACCUUGAGCUUGUGCCCGCACCCUCUCAAUUUGGUUCCUCCUUUACAAACUUCAACGCCGCCAUUCCUUCUUUUACUCCUGGAAACAGCACCUUCAGCUUCUCCACUUCUGGUCCCAAAUUCAGACCCGAUGCUCCCUCGUUUACACCGUUCCAAUCGCUCGGCAGCAACGGUGGCUUCCAGUCAAGACGCACCGACUCCAUCUUUGGCAAUAUUGUCAUUGAUCCGGAGCUGCUGCAACAACCCUCGCGCUCGUCCAGGGCCAUUCCUAUUGUGAAGCCAGAGGCCAGCCCGGCUAUUCCUGAAGAAGAGGAUGGUGAUGCCAUGUACGAUGGAGACGGCCGCCUCACCAACGAGACCAGAGCCAAGCGCGCCAGAAGCACUGCUCCUACAGACGCAGACCUCUUGCUUGCUAGCCCCAUUCACGAGUAUGAGUCGGACAGCGCCAACAUUGUUACAUCGUCGGCUCCUGUGCAGAACAAGGACAGUGAAGCGGACAAGCCCAUCAAGUCUACAGAAACCGUUGCUCCUGCCAAGGACGUAUUACCAGAAGAGGUUAUUACACCGAGAACCAGCCUUUCUAGCAAGCUCUGGAACGCGCUCCUCAACAGAAGCACCGACAAGCCUGUCCUCCGCAGAAACGACUCGAUCGAGAUGGAAAAGAGCCAGGGCCAUAAGCACAGGAGAUCGCUCUCUGCAUCCGCACCAGUCUUUAUGCCUGGCGCUAGUGAAUACGGUUCACCAGUUACUGACUCUAAGGGCAACGAAACACCCACCUCUCCUCUCAAACAAAUCCACUCACCCGCUCCUGAAGAGGCUCCCGCCAAGGAACCUGCUGUUGAAGAGAAGCCCCAACCCACGGUUGAGGCUGAACCUGCGCUGUCCAACUCCACCACCUCCAAGCCCACUCCCGACGCGUCGGACGCAGGACGGGCAUCUCCCAAACCCAAGCGCAAGGGUCUCGCCGCUUCCAGAUUCGCCAAGGAGGCUCCUGUUGUGGCUCCUGCUACGCCUGUAUCCAACCCCGACGAUUCUUUGCUGCUGCCUUCUAGUACUGGUCCUCUUAUUGAUCUUGCCGAAUCCAAGGAAACCAUCGCCGCCAAGCCCGAGAGCCUGGAUGCCGAUGGCGAGCCUACGCUCGAAGAGAUUGAUGCCAUUAUGCAGCACAUGAAGACGGAUCCUUCCAAGGGCGUCAACAAGGUGGUGAGCGCCGCACCAGUGCUUACCAACCCUUCACCUACCAAGUUCCCCCCCUCUCUGGAGCACAUCAAGUCCAAGUUGUCUGCUACUGCUGUCGAAUUCACACCGAGCGCACGAUCAUCUGGUCACUUCCACAACCCCAACCUCGAGGAUCCGUUUGUUGAUUUUGGUUCCUCCCUUAACCAGCACCAUCAACAAGAACAGCAACACCACCAGCAACAGACUGUCUUUAGCCAGGUUGACCACUUUGCGCCCCUACAGCAUGCUGCCUUUGGCCACAGCACACAUGCCACCGAGGACUACACGCAGCACGCCGACCCCUAUGCUGCCCCUAAGGAUUUCGGAAUGGACGACGGUCUUGCCACAAGACUGGAGUCCAUGGAGAAGAUGCUGGCUUCGCUGCAGCACUCUCUUACCUCGCGAUCUCGCCAUGGCGCCUCCUCGCGCAGAGACACUCGCAGCCUGUCUGGCCGCGAUAGCGACGCCGACGAUGAGGAUGAUGAGCAGCCUCAUGCCCAGCGCUCUUCCAGCCCACGCAAGGACCGCAAGAUGGAGCAAAUCAGAUUUGCCGUCAUGGAAGCUCUUGCUGCUCAGCCUCGCGAGGUGGCACCUGCUACCACUGCUACCAACGAACACAGCGAGGCUGUCAUGAGUGCCUUGGAGGACAUCAAGACGCGCUUGUUGACAACGUCUGCAUCCGCCAUCGGUCGCUCGUCCGAGGAUGGAAGCCGCUCUUUGGAAGCCGAUACUCCUACCCUUGGCUCUGACGUUGAUAUGAUCAAGAAGAUGGAUGAGCUGCACAACAAGGUUGGCGACUUGGACCAGAAGCUGUACUACGAGCAGACCCGAGUCGAAGAGCAGAUCAAGCAACGCCGUGCUGCUGAGGAAGCCAUGGAAGAGCUUACCAAGAAGCUGCACGCUGCCGAGACGCGUGUCGAGGUCGAAAUCAUCAACAAAAGCGCUUACGACUCUCGUGUGGCUGACCUUGAAGAGCGCCUUCGCCAAAUGGAGGAGAAGAGCGAAGAAGAGGCCAACAUGCGUCGCAGCACUGAAGAGCGUCUUGCUCAGUCUCAGAGCCAGCUCAAGGUUGCUUCUGAAGAGGAGGCUCGCCUGCGUGAGGUUGUUGAGAAGAAGGAGCACAAGAUUCGCGAGCUGGAGCAGCACAGUGGCAAGAAGACUACGCGCAUGGCUGUCCUGGAGGCUGCCCACAACACUGCUACACAAUCCAAGAGCGAUCUUGCCAACAAGCUGAAUGUUCUCGAAACCGACCUGCGCGAGGUCCGCCAGGACAAUGCCAACCUGCGCACAGAGGUUGAGCGUGCUGAUGAAAAGGCCCGCAGCACCGCGGCUGACCUGGCCACCGCUCUCGAAGACAACAAGCGUCUCCAGCAGUCUCACAUCUCUAUCCAGGUCCAGCUGGAAGAGAACGAGCGCCUUCGCGAAUCAUGGCGCGGCAAGCACGAGACUCUGCAGCAGACCAUGGCCGAUGCUGCUCGCGACAUUGCCGAGGAGACGGCCCGCCGCAUCAAGAAGGACGAGGCUACUCUUGCUCGUCAGCAGCAGCUCGACGCCCACCAGGAAGUCUUGGAUGCCCGCCUGCAGGCCGAGGCCAAGACGCGCGAGAGACUGGAAGUCGAGAUGGAGCGUCUGCAGAACAACGAGCGCUCUGGUAUCCGUGCCGUCAAGGAGUGCCAGCGUCUGGAGACUCUGCUUGUCGAGAUGCGCAACGACAACCACAAGCUGCACCAGCUUGCUGCCCAGUCUAAGCGCGAAUCCGAAGAGGCUCGCGAGGGUGGCUCGCUCAUCCUGGAGAGGACCAAGACCAUUAUGCAGAUUGAGAUGGAGGGUCUUCGCCGCCAGCUGCAGGAGCAUGUCCAGAAGCACCACGGCAUUGUCCAGGAGCACAAGAAUGAAAUCGAAAGCCACCGUGCGGAGAUUGAAGGCUACAAGGCUGAGAUUGAGAGCCACAAGGCUGCCGUCGAGAACCACCGCGCUCAAGUUGAGGAUCACAAGACGAGAGCCGAUGGUGUCCGUGAGCGCAGCGCCUCCAUGCUUGAGACUGCUGCCGCCUCUAGACAGCAGGAGGCUGACGAGCUCAAGCUUGCCCACUCCGGCGUCAUUGACGACCUCAAGCUCGCCCAGAUCACCAUUGUCGAAGACCUCAAGAGCAGCCACGCUGCCACCAUUGACGACCUCAAGGCCACCCACACUUCUACUAUUGACGACCUCAAGGCCACCCACACUUCUACUAUUGACGACCUCAAGGCCCAGCACGAACGCCAGCUGGCCAACGCUGUUGAGGAUGGCCAGCGCGCGGAGCAAGCCCUCAGCGAGCGUCUUGGUCUGUCUGCCGAGAAGCUUGACCACUUGACCGACAAGGUUGCCCACCUGCAAGACCGCAACGACCACUUGGAGGAGAAGCUUUCGGUCGCCAAGCAGGCUGCUGCCGCUGCUGCUGCCGCCGCCAAGAGUGCCGGUGUCGAUACCCGCGCUCUGGCCUCUGUUCCUGUUGCUUCGCCUGCCGCCCCUGUCAACAAGCAGCUCGAGCUGCCUGAGAAGAUUUCGCCCCAGGCCCUGCGCGAAUCCAUCAUGGUGCUCCAAGAGCAGCUGCAAGCCCGCGAGCAGCGCAUCGAGGAACUCGAGCAGACUGUUGCCAAGCUCGACCCUGAAGCGCCCGUCAAGAUUUCCAAGCGCGACGACGAGAUUACCUGGCUGCGCGAGCUUCUUGCUGUUCGCCACGGCGAUCUUCAGGACAUUAUUACUGCGCUGUCUACUGAACAGUUUGACCGUGAGAGAGUCAAGGAUGCUUCCAUCCGUCUCAAGGCCAACCUUCAGAUGGAGGAACAGGAGCGUGAGCGUGCAAUGAACGGUGGCUCGGCUAUUAGCCUGCCCAACAUUGCUGCUGGCCUUCAAGCUGCCACCCCUCGCGUUGCGCAGGCUGUUGGCUCAGGACUCAAUGCCUGGGACCGCUGGCGCAAGUCAAGCCAGCCUUUUCUUUCGGGUGUCCUGAGCUCGCCGUCUGGAUCUGUGCAGAGCAGCGGCACACCGUCGCGCAGCAAGUCGUCGUCCUUUAACCUGUUGACACCGCCUGCCUCUGGCCGUGCCCAACCCACAGCAUUCUCUAGUACUGGCCGCCGCUACCCUUCGCAGAAGCUUGCAGUGAACCGCGUCCGCUCCGAAGCCCCCGAAACGUCGUCUGAUGCUGUCGCUGCAGUCGCCGAGGCCGACGAAGCCGAAUCUACUACUAUCGAGGCUGGCCCUGCGCCGGAAGCCGAAGCGCCCAGCACGCCGCCCAUGACGGUACAGAGCGGCUACGACUCUGACGCGCAGCCUGGCGACUUUGACGAAAAUGACUUUUUCGAAGAUUGAUUAGUCUAGUCUUGUCGACCUACCACUCUACACAUACUAUACCUCUAUUUCCUUUGUCUUUUGUUUUUUGUUUGUCUCUCUUGUUAUUUACCACGGCAGAGCAGCGUUUCGACAGCACCAUUGUCCAUCUAGACUCGUCUCUACAGCAAUCUUUUGAUUCUCUGUGUCAGACUCGACUUUGGGUGUUGCCCAGCUUUUUCACCUCGCCUCAGCGACAGACUUGCCCAACGGCCUACAUACUUAAUUCUGCACCACUUUUUGCCCCAGAUUGCCCCGCGCUCCUCUUUAGAAAGAAAAGAUACCCCGGAGAAAAAAGGAGGACCUUGUUUUUUUUAUUAUAUAUAUAUGCUGCUUUUUGUUUUGGGGCAGCAAAGGCCGCAUUGGGUGCCGUCACUGGGAUGGUUUCUGGUGGUGGGCUUUUUGUGGUUUUUUUUUUCUUGGGGCUGGUUUUUGGUUUUUGUUUGUGAAAAAUUGUGCGCUGCAUUCAUUUGGUGUGUGUUUAUAUAUAAUAUUGUUGUAAUCGACGCUCCUUUUUUUGUUUUGUUACUUGAAGUGUUUUUCUAUUUGUUCUUUUUGGAUAGCGAGCAUGAAUAGAUUGGUUACAAAGAUUGUGUGUCUUCACCGUGUGUGAAUGUGAAUAUGAAUGUGAUGUUGUCCGUGAAUGUGUCUAAGUGUGUACGUCUAUAAAG